This is a messenger RNA of Chaetomium strumarium, 2633 nucleotides long. Its product is annotated as WD40-repeat-containing domain protein. The record is from RefSeq and is a predicted model, not a curated record. Gene Ontology annotation, molecular function: protein binding. Gene Ontology annotation, cellular component: mRNA cleavage and polyadenylation specificity factor complex. Lineage: Eukaryota; Fungi; Ascomycota; Sordariomycetes; Sordariales; Chaetomiaceae. The transcript is spliced from 3 exons. Bases 299 to 2221 code for a protein of 640 amino acids.
CGCGACAACAACCUGGAGCCUUCACACUAGGUGUAUAAAAGCUGCGGUUGACAAUCCGUGGCAAAAGAAACAUUAGCAGUAUGCACCGAUUCUUGCAAUCGGCUUCAUAUCACUGCAUAUGAGCGCUCAAACUUUCACUACCCAUUACGCAUGACAAAGAGUAUCGUUAAGCUCGGUCUACAAUCUACUAGUACAUUGCAUGCGACUGGGGCGCCUUUCAACAGCCUAGAGGUGAUAUCGAGAACCUAAAACUCGCAGACUACCAGCUGCGAAUCGUUUACUUCCCAUCACAUUUGCCAUGGCGUAUGAUGGGAGGGACCAUGCCGACAAGGGCUUCGGAUCUGGUGGCGGAGGGUACGAUGGGCCUCUGCCGUCGAGAGCUCGAGGGAGACGUCCUGUCACCGACUAUGGCGCAACUAUUGUCCAUUGGAUGCGCCGUCGCCAACCGCGCUACAAGGGCUCGUUCGUGGGCGAGACGGAGAGACCCAGCAAUAGCUACAUCGUUGAUAUGCUGCCGCCCCAUGCCAGGGUAACAAGUCCCGCGGAUUCAGUGCCUUCACGCCACCUGCACUCGUCUCUUAACAAGAUCAAACACCCCAUCAAUGUAGUGCGAUGGACACCCGAAGGCAGGAGACUGCUGACGGCCUCCAGCAGCGGCGAGUUCACGCUCUGGAAUGGCACGGGCUUCAACUUCGAGACCAUUAUGCAAGCGCAUGACUCGGCCAUCCGCGCCUUGGCGUAUUCGCACAGCGACGACUGGCUGGUAUCGGCCGACCACGACGGCAUCAUCAAGUACUGGCAGCCCAACUUUAACAACGUGGAGAGCAUCCGUGGCCACACAGACCCGGUCCGAGAUCUAGCCUUCAGUCCUACCGACGUCAAGUUCGUCACAGCUUCCGACGACUCGACGCUCAGGAUAUUCGAUUUCGCUGCUGGCGCGCCCGAAUCGACGCUGACGGGGCACGGCUGGGACGCUAAGAGCUGCGACUGGCACCCGACGAAGGGUCUCAUCGUCUCGGGCUCCAAGGACCAUCUCGUCAAGCUCUGGGACCCAAGGACAGGCCGGUGCCUGACAACGCUGCACGGCCACAAGAACACCAUCACCAAGACGCUGUUCGAGCGAGUGCGCGGGCAGUGUCUCGCAACAUCGGCCCGCGACCAGACCGCCCGCGUGUUCGAUCUGCGGAUGAUGCGGGACAUCUGCCUCCUCCGGGGCCACGAGAAGGACAUCUCGACGCUCACCUGGCAUCCGAUCCAUCCCAACCUGCUUAGCACUGGCGGUUCCGAGGGCUCGCUCUUCCACUACCUCCUCGACGAACCCAACACCCCCCCGGGCCACUCCGCCUCCACGGCGCCCUACGACAGCGCCGACCCGGCCUCGGCGCCGGCGCAAACCAUCUACCCGGCGCACCGAGUCCCCUACGCGCACGACUUCGCCAUCUGGUCGCUCGACUGGCAUCCGCUGGGCCACAUCCUCGCGUCCGGGUCCAACGACCGCAUCACGCGCUUCUGGGCGCGCGCCCGCCCGGGCGAGGCCGAGAACUUCAACGACCGCUACCACAUCGGCGAGGCCGCCGCCGAGGCCCAGGGCACGUGGGACCGCCGCGGCCACCGACACAUGCGGCAGGUCGAGGAAGAACAAGAACAGGAAGAUGAGCAGGAGGGGCUGGUCGACCAGAAAAUGCCCCUCAGACCUCCCGGCAUCCCGGGGCUUCCUCUCCAGCAACAACCCACCCUCCCGGGCCUGAUCCCCCCACACCCAGUUGCAGGAGCAGGAGCAGGAGGAGCAGCAGCAGCAGCAGCAGCACCACCUCCGCUCCCAUUCCCCCUGCCGGGCCUACCGCCCAUCCCCGGCGUGGGCGUGGUCGACCCCAAGAACCCGCCCGACUUCGCGGCCAUCGCCGAGAUGAUGAAGAAGCAGGGCAUCCCCCUCCCGCCGCCGCCGCCGCCGCCCGGUAUGUUGCCGCCGGGAACCUUGCUCCCGCCGCCGGUGCUGCCCGCGGGGUAUCCCGUGCCGCCGGGGUUCCCGCCUCCGCCGCCCAAUCUCGCGGCUAUUGCUGCUGCUGCGGCUGCGGCCGGUGGUGGUGGUAGUGGUGGGCAAAACAAUGGAGGUGGUGAUGGAGGUGAUGGUGUUGGGGUGAGGAGGCGGGGCCCGCUUCCCAGCCAGGAGGAGAGCCUGCGGAUGGAGCAGAUCCAGGGGAAGUAUACGAGGGCGCGGUAGGCGUGCUGAAUGAAGAGGGGAGGGGAAGGAAGGGAGGGCCGCAGCGAGAGGGGGUAGUUGAUAAUUUGCGUGGUGCCUAGUUUAGACUACAGAAGGGGGGGUAGGAGAAAGGGGUGGAAAUCCAGGAGGGAAAGGUAGCCAGCCGGUGGGUUGCGGAUCAGGACGGCAAAUUUUUGGGGUUGUCAUGUAUUAUUCUGGUAGUGCGAUCCGGGCACCUGGUUUUAGAAGGAGGAUAAUGGAGAUGUAGCGGAGCCUGGAGGGUUCAAACGUCAGCGACUCGGAUUCUAUGGAUUCUCCUCGUUAAAGAUGAGAUGAGUAUUCCUAGCAUGAAUUACCUAGUCCCGGAACCUUGGAUGGCACGCCCAGGAGUCGACCAGUCAUAGAGGAGACAGAGGAAUGUAUCGUCGGGAAU